AUGCUUAUGAAUUUCUUUAUGGCAGGAACAGACACAAGUGCAGCAGUAGUAGUUUGGGCUAUGACAGCAUUGAUGAACAAUCCAAGAGUGAUGAAAAAAGUUCAAAUGGAAAUGAGAAACUUAUAUGAAGACAAAGAUUUCAUAAAUGAAGAUGAUAUUGAAAAGCUACCUUAUCUUAAAUCAGUGGUGAAAGAGACACUAAGAUUAUUCCCUCCAUCACCAUUACUAUUACCAAGAGAAACAUUAGAAAAUUGCAACAUAGAUGGUUAUGAUAUUAAACCAAAAACUCUAGUGUAUGUUAAUGCAUGGGCCAUAGCAAGAGAUUCUGAGGAUUGGGAAGAUCCUGAAGAGUUUUAUCCUGAAAGAUUCUUUACGAGUGGAGUGGAUUAUAAAGGGAAGGAUUUUGAGUUGAUUCCAUUUGGAAGUGGAAGAAGAAUGUGUCCUGCAAUGAACAUGGGAGUUGUGACUGUUGAACUUUCACUUGCUAAUAUUCUUCAUUGUUUUGAUUGGAAAUUGCCUUAUGGUUUUGAUAAGGAAGAGGUUUUGGAUACAGAAGUGAAACCAGGAAUUACUAUGCAUAAGAAAAUUGAUCUUUACCUUGUUCCUAGGAAAAGAAAACCUUAG
Messenger RNA from Vicia faba (fava bean), 624 nucleotides. The record is from the annotation of a GenBank genome assembly. Lineage: Eukaryota; Viridiplantae; Streptophyta; Magnoliopsida; Fabales; Fabaceae.